Messenger RNA from Peromyscus leucopus (white-footed mouse), 7294 nucleotides. RefSeq names its product AAR2 splicing factor (gene Aar2). The transcript is spliced from 5 exons. The coding region runs from base 209 to 1363 and encodes 384 amino acids. NCBI's taxonomy places the organism in Eukaryota, Metazoa, Chordata, Mammalia, Rodentia, Cricetidae. Gene Ontology annotation, biological process: spliceosomal tri-snRNP complex assembly. The record is from RefSeq and is a predicted model, not a curated record.
GGACUCCGCCCGACCACUUUUUCCGUAACACCUAUCCGGUGCCCAAGCCCCCGAACUUCCGUCCCGUUUCCGCGGAGCCGGAGCGUGAGGCUACGUGAGCUUGGAGACCAGAGACCUUAUCCUCACUCGAUCUGGUUCUGCUCCCCCUCUCUGCGUGGCUUUCGAAGUCAAGAAGGAGUCCUGCCUUUGGUUACCCAGCACUGGCCCCAUGGCUUCCAUGCAGAUGGAUCCUGAGUUAGCCAAGCAACUCUUCUUUGAAGGAGCCACUGUGGUCAUUCUGAACAUGCCCAAGGGGACAGAGUUUGGCAUUGACUACAACUCCUGGGAGGUGGGGCCCAAGUUCCGGGGUGUGAAGAUGAUCCCUCCUGGCAUCCACUUCCUCCACUACAGCUCUGUGGACAAGGCCAAUCCCAGGGAGGUGGGCCCUCGGAUGGGCUUCUUUCUUAGCCUGAAGCAGCGGGGGCUGACAGUCCUGCGCUGGAAUGCGGUUCAAGAAGAGGUAGACUUGUCUCCAGCUCCAGAGGCUGAAGUAGAAGCUAUGAGAGCCAAUCUCCCUGAGCUAGACCAGUUUCUGGGACCUUACCCAUAUGCUACACUCAAGAAAUGGAUCUCACUCACCAACUUCAUCAGUGAGGCCACCAUGGAGAAGCUGCAGCCUGAGAGCCGGCAGAUCUGCGCCUUCUCGGAUGUCCUGCCUGUGCUUUCCAUGAAGCACACCAAGGACAGAGUGGAGCAGAACCUACCCCUCUGUGGUACUGAGUGCAAAAGCUACCAAGAAGGCUUAGCCCGGCUGCCUGAGAUGAAGCCCAGGGCUGGGACAGAGAUCCGCUUCUCAGAGUUGCCCACUCAGAUGUUCCCAGCAGGUGCCACACCAGCAGAGAUCACCAGGCACAGCAUGGACUUGAGCUAUGCCCUCGAGACUGUGCUCAGCAAGCAGUUCCCUUGCAACCCCCAGGAUGUACUUGGUGAGCUCCAGUUUGCCUUCGUGUGCUUCCUGCUGGGCAAUGUGUAUGAGGCGUUUGAGCACUGGAAGCGGCUCCUGAACCUCCUGUGUCGGUCAGAAGCAGCCAUGGUGAAGCACCACACGCUCUACGUCAGCCUCAUCUCCAUCCUGUACCACCAGCUCGGUGAGAUCCCUGCUGACUUCUUCGUGGACAUUGUCUCCCAGGACAACUUCCUCACCAGCACCUUACAGGUUUUCUUUUCUUCUGCCUGCAGUAUUGCUGUGGAUGCCACCCUGAGGAAGAAGGCGGAGAAGUUCCAAGCCCACCUGACGAAGAAGUUCCGAUGGGACUUUGCUUCGGAGCCCGAGGACUGUGCCCCGGUGGUGGUGGAGCUCCCUGAGGGCAUCGAGACUGGCUAACUGCAAAUCCUGAAGCCAGGGAGUCCCCUUCCCAUGUGGCUACUACCCAUUUUCUCUGCUCAUCCAUCUGUCCUGGGACCCUCCAGCAUGGUGAUCCAGUCAGGGCCUGCAAAGACGGAGCCAGGCCCCUCUUCACCAGUAAAUACAUUCCUUUGCUGAAAAGUGGAGCAUUUGUGGUUCCCUUGAUCCUGGCCCUGGUGCUUAAUUUCAGAAAAAGGCCCUUUCAGAAGGUCCAGGUGAAACCUGUCCCAGCAACAGUCGAAUUCCUGACAAUGAGAAAAUGAACCUUCAGUCCUAAAGACUAGCUGCUUAUUCUGUACCUGGUUCAAAGAAGAAAGAAGAGACCCGGUCCGUCCCUGGUGUUAGUGGGUGAAUUUCUAAGUUAAAUGUAGGUUUGAAGUUGAAUGUGGUUGUACAGGAUUUCUGCCUGCUCCUUGUUGAAUGGAAGGAAGCCUGCCAGGAACUGGGUCUCAGCUCUCAGGAGCCCAGCCUGAGGAAGGCUGACAGGAAGACGGCGCACUGAGUCUGACAAUGCUCAACUUCAGCAUCCUCUCCCGAGGCCCCUCCUGUCUAGAAGCCCCAGGGGUUGGUGUCCCAGAAUUGGCCUUUGGUCUGGGGCUUCCGUUUUGAAGCCUCACACUCUCGGGUGGGACACGGAAGCCUUCCUUCCACAUGUCCCCACUUUUCACUGAGGCCACUGUGACUUUUUCUGAUGACAUGGAAAUUCAACAGCAAAAGGGAAGGUUCUUGUCCCAAGUCCGUCUCUCAGGCCCCGUUAGAGGUGGGCCUUUCCUUCAGAGCCCUGGAGAUCCCGGCUGGCGGGACUUCCCAGCCCUGCUGAGGGGCUGCCCUCGGUGCUGUCGCCUUUCUGGGUUCGGGAGUCUCGAGGGCACCCCCGUUGUGCUGUGUGGGCAGAGUUCUGCCUCAAGAAGGGCCCCCAGACCCUCCACCCUGACCUCAGGCCAUUUGCUGUGCUCUGGCCUCCCGGUUCCCGGUGCCAUCCUCUUCUGGGGCUCAAGCUCCCAGCAGGACGCGGAAUGAGAGUCUGUUGGUGCCUCUUGUUUCCUUGGAGAUUUUUUCCAAGAGCAGAAUGUACAUUAAAGUCUUUGAGUUGAGACUAAUCUGCCUGUGUGAGUCUGUAACAGCUAAUCUGCCCAGUUUCCAGAGCAGCCAGGCUGCUGGCUGUCCAAAGACCGCACAUCUACCUGCAGAGCACGCCACUCAGCCCCACAGUCUCUGGAGAAGGCAGGCAGACGGCUUUCCUCUGUUUCCAGUGAGACAGACACACCCUGUGGCUCUGUAUCAACCUGAAGUUUCACCUUGUGGGAAAUUGCUGUUCCUUUCCUCAAAGCCCACUCAUCAGAACUACCUGGGGAGCAUGUUCACAGUGCAGAUCCCAAGAAAUGAAGUGCUGAUGCGUGCUGCAUUGUGGAUGGACUUGUGCCCAGGGCUGGGGAGAUGGAUCAGUGGGUAAGUGCUUGCUGUAUAAGGUCCCCAGGACUCAUGGAAAAGCCAGGGGCAGCAGUGCACAGCUGUAAUCCCAGUGCUGCAGAGGCAGGAGGAUCCCAGGGGCCUUCUGAGCAGCCAGUGAAGUGAGUUGGUAAGCUCCUGGAUCAGUGAGAGACCCCCUGUCUGUGGAACGUGAUAGACGAAGACAUCCAGUGUCAACCUCUGACCUCCACACACUUGCACACAAAUGUACCCAACACAUGUACCACACACUCACAAACACGGAAGUAACGUGCUGGGGGAAGGAAAGAGAACAAGAAAAUACCCAGAGUAGCCAGGUCCACGGGUGAACGAAGAGGACCGCCAGCAGUGUAGACUUUGAAGCAGUGGUUUGUGGUGGGACACCUGGGGAAGUACAAAUGCCCAUCUUACCCCACUGGCCUCAGGGGCUUGAGUUCUGAAACACACCCAGUGUUGAGUGACAUUUUCAAGCAGUAACACGUCAUACUUGAUGCCCGGAGCACCUCUGGGACAAAAUUUGUCUCACACCGUCAUUGUGAAGGUAGCACCUUGAGGUUGGAUUAUUCCCCAAGUGUCCCUGUGUCUCCCCAGAUGCCCCUCUCUGUAUACAAGAGUAGCUGCUGUUUGAAAAAUGCUCUGUUCUGUUAUUCACUUAAUCCUCACAGCGGUGUGCAGCGAGUCUGUAACCGUCAGUUAGCCGCAUUUGGCUCGUAGGAAAAUGAGCUCAGAGAACACGGCUCUGGCAGGGCCGCACAGCAGUGAGUAUCGAGGACAGGAGUCAAGCCCGUGCUCACUGGCACCCAUAGCCCGCAGGGCUGUCUUCACAGCUCUGAUUCACCCUCUGCCUUUUCUGUGUAGAGCGGCCCUUCCCUCCUCCCCCUGCCCCAGGUCCCAGGCUUGGCUUUGCUGACAGCAGCUAUGUGACCAAGGAUAAACUGGUUUGGGGGCCCAAGUCUCCUUAUAUAGAGGAGAGUUAGCUUGGAUUUGGAGGUUCUGAUACAAAUUUUCCAGGGUCCUCCAAGUAUUAAAAGUUGGCUCUGUGUUAUUUCACAAAUUUCAGAAGGGAAGUGACAUUCGUACAAGGCAGUAUGUCUGGGGCAUGAAACAACAGGUCUCUUGUUUGAAGCAGAAAUGAUAGAAUGUUGAGUCUUUGCAUGUCCCAAUCAGCAAUCCUCUGUGUCUGUCUCUGUCUGUCGCUCGCUCUUUCUCUCUCUCUCUCUCUCUCUCUGUGUGUGUGUGUGUGUGUGUUUACAUGAGUAUGGAGGUCAGAGGACAACCCUGAGCAAUCGACUUUCUCUUAUCACCAUGUUGAUCUAAGGGAUCAAACUCAGGCAUCCUGUUUGAUGAAUAAAGAAUCUGAAAACAAGUUAAUUAUUAUUUAAUGCUUACAGUAUUUAUGGAAGAGAAGCUGUAGACGUAGCCACCAUGGCUGAUCUCAGGGCUCUUUUCCAGUUUCAACACAUCCAGAAGUGAAGCUAUUGGCAAGACCUGGCCUGGUUUUCAGAUCUCAAAUGUAGGCCUCCUGGGGUCUGGCUCUUAUUUGCAAGGCUGGCUUAUCCUAUUAACAGAAUCAGCAGCAGCAAUAACUUGCCAACCCCUCCUGCCAGCCCCAUGACAAGCCCUUCUUUCUCUGAGCCUAGAUCUAACAUCUCACCACUUGAGCGGGGAAAGAGUUCCCUGCUGUUGAUUGCCUCUUACCAUCAGUAAUUAUGUCCCCAACGUCAUCCCUUGUAAAUAUUAUUUAAUAUUCCCAGGGCACUGUGACAUGUUGGUCUCUCUAGCUAAUCAGACAUUGCCUUGACUGAAAUACCAUCCCCUGCUGAAGUGACUGGAAACAAUCAAAGUCAAAACCAACAGUGAAUCACACCUGCAGACUCCAACAUAAUGGCAAUGCUCACCUGAGCUGCCCGGAAUCCUGGAGCCCUUGUGGUCCUUAAUUGUCUCAAUUUCCUGUUGAGCACAGACAUCUCAGAUCUUAUGUCUCCCUCCCCUGGGCAGGAUUAGUCCCAUUAGACCCAUCUGGACCUUUCUUGCUAUGAAGUGGCCAUGGUCUGGGGCCUAGUGCUUCUCUCCCAGAGCCCUGGGCUCCUGCUCUGGACUGUCUUGCUGUGAUGUGGGAUAAGCCAGAAAUCAAGGCUGUUGCUGGGGCUGCUUGCUCCCUGCCCUCGUCCUGCCUUCAGCCCAAUCCUUGCUGGCCAGGCCUACUCCAUCCUGACACAUUCUGGUAGUCUGUGCAGCGUCCUCUGAUCACAGGCUCCAGGAAGGUCAGACUGUGUUAGCAGCACUCAGCUGUCUGAUGUCCAGGACCUGUCAGAAUCCAGGGGUCCCCUUUUCUUGGAUCUUUGGCUUCUUCCUUCCCCUCUGUCACUUCCCCCCAAUGUUGACUGCAUGCUGACAGAAUUCCAUCUUGAAAGUAAACUUGAAAGAAUUGCAGGGCCUUCCCCAAAGAGCAGGUGUGGUGAGGACAAUGUGGAAGAGGUGUGCAUACUGAGAGCACAGUGGGGACCCGUGGGAGAGGCCAGGGGAACAGUCAGGCCACUCCUCCUCCCACCACCCUUCGCCGGUGUGUGCCACAUCCCAGAGCUUACCUUCCAGUGUGGGGAGCAGAUAGGAGCAGGGUAUAUGAGCAAUAAGAAAGUCUUUGGGCUGAGGGAGCAGGGUAAGGGAAAUCAAGUCCUAGCAGGGUGAGCAGAGAUGCUCCCAUUUGAAUGGGGUCAGUUUCGAGCAGAUUAGGGAGGAACAAGUCAGGUAUCUGGAGGAAGUUUUCUAGGCAGAAGCAGCAGAGCACAGGCCCUGCGGCCACGGGCAAAGGUGAGGAGGAUGAGGAGAGCGGAAAUGACCCAGUGGGGAAUGGGAGAAGGAAUCGGGUCGGGGGGACGGGACCGCCCCGGCUUACACCUGUAGCCGAGGUGUUUAGGUGGAAGAGAGAUGGGGUCCGACUUGUUUUGACAGCGCUGCUCUGUUGGACACAACUGUGGCAGGUAGGGUGGACACGGGAAACCUGUGAGGAGCCGUGCCACUGUCCAGGUGAGAGGUGAUCCUCUGACCCCUCCACCUGCUCCGUGUCUUGAUUCAAUUACAGGAAGACGACUGGGCACCUCCAGAAGGCCAGUCACCCCAAUUUCCCUGAUGUCACAGACGACCUCUGUGUCUGUCUGCUCUCCCUGCCCUUCUCAUUCUCACAGAUCCAUGUGGGGCAGAGAGGAAGUGUUGUGAGGUCUGUCCCGGGUCUAGGGACAGGGUGACAGUGAGGACUCGUGGUUCUGUUGAACCACUAGGUAAGUCAGGCCCCUAUCGGCUGUGGUACACCUGUGUGGAUGUUCCUGAGGGGCACCAAGGAAGGUCUCUGCAGGACUAACAGGAGUGGGCGCAUGCUUCCUGGUCAGGAGCCACGCAGGCAUUUCUUCUAGUAACCGGAACCGGCCUGUGUUGGGGCCCUGCUCACUGGACACUGACUGCCCUGGGUCCUUCACCUACUGUCCUCAGUCUAGAGCACCGGAGCUUCGGGGACAGCGUCAUCCUUUCGUGGACAGAUAAGGGAGCCAAGGCCAAAGCAGCAGGGCACGUCCUCUCAGCCACCAGCCCUGAUCAUGUGACCUGCGAUGUAUCCACAGAGGUUCAGAGGAGACCUGUGCUGUCACUGGGCAAGGUGGUAGGCAGACGCCUGGCCUCUGGCUCAUGGUUCACACCAGACCGUGCCCAUAUUGGGCCUGUGGGCACACUGGACCAGACACAGGAGGAGGGAACAGCAUCAGACCCAGAGAAAGCUCUGUCGGCCCUGCUCCUGUGGGCCUCGGGCUACCAGGGGGCUGCCUAGGCCAGAAUGCCCUGCAUGGAAACCUCUCCUCCCUCAGGCCUUGUCCUACCAGAGUUGCUGGAGAGCUUUGCAGAAGGCUUUUACGUGAGAGAAAGAUGCUGCCUGGUGAGGGGUAAAUUCCUUCUCUGUUGCUGGGAGAGGAUACCAUGGUUAAGGUGACUUAAAGAAGGAAGGGCUUAUUUGGACUUGUAGUUCUGGAUGGAUGAGUCCAGCACCACCACUCUAUAAGCAGGGCGGAGAGUGACCUGGGAAUGGCAUGUGGCUCUUGACACCUCAAAACCCACUCUCAGGGACACACUUCCUCCUGCCACACCUAAGCCUCCCCAAACAGGGCCACCAACUAGAGACCAAAUAUUCAAAUGCUGGAGACCCUCAGAGACAUCUCAUUCAAAGCACCACAAGGGGCUUCUGGGGGCUGAGCCGAUGACCAGAGGCCAGCCUCCGCCGCUCCUCAGCAAGGCAAGCACUGGUAUUCCAAGUAGAGCAGCCUGAGCUGGGAACAGGCAGUGGCGGUGACCAGAGGUCAAGGGAUUCUCUAUCUGAAGAACGCCACGUGUUCUUCCUCCUCUUGAAAAGUGCCCAUUGUACAUUUUUCUACUGGUGUCUUCGGGUAGUUUGGAAAAUACACACUCACCUUAUAAAUA